ACAAUUGCCGAAAAGCCUGCGACAGGAAUUUUGACCCCAGUUCACCUUCUGUGCAAGGAAGGACAGUCAGUCAACAUCCUGGUCACCGAGAGCAAGACAGCUAAGGAAGCGAUGGAUGACCUGAAGAGAAACAAAGCUGCACCUGAUCUGAGAAGUUAUAUUUUAUAUGAGCAGUUGUUCAGGGGAGCUUUAGAGAGGCCUCUCUUUCCUGAGGACUUGGUGGCAGUUACCACAAAACGCUGGGCGGAAUGGGAGAGCUGGGUACUGGAGGAUAGCUCGGUCUGUUUGUGUGUGCAGGGCCCUGAACUGCUGGAGAAACUUGACAACAGUUUCAACCGAAACCACGAUCUGGCAAGUAAACUGCAAUACUGUGAUGCUAAAUCAAGGAAGUUUAAGAGGAAGACAGUUCGCUUUCAACAGUGCAAACUGGCAUUAUAUAGUGAUUCACAGGGGUUUUCAGAGUCAGUAUCGUGGAAAGUGGAAGACAUGACAAUAUAUUUAGGAACGAUGCACAAGAAAAAUCCAACACCAUCAAGAUACUGCCUCACCUUCACUGUCACUGGAGAAAAAUACACAAAACCACCGUUUGGACACUGCCUGUGCUUUGACACAGAAGAUGAACUGUACCGGUGGGCUGCAGCCAUGUAUACAGCACAGCAUCCUGCAGGUUUGUUGAGCUGGCUCAACAAGUAA
This is a messenger RNA of Candidula unifasciata, 693 nucleotides long. The record is from the annotation of a GenBank genome assembly. Lineage: Eukaryota; Metazoa; Mollusca; Gastropoda; Stylommatophora; Geomitridae.